This is a messenger RNA of Striga asiatica, 315 nucleotides long. The record is from the annotation of a GenBank genome assembly. Lineage: Eukaryota; Viridiplantae; Streptophyta; Magnoliopsida; Lamiales; Orobanchaceae.
AUGGACUCGUGCGGUCUCGGUAAAUGCUCGUAUGAAACUCUCGACAUGCGUACGAUGGAGGUUGGGUGUGAAAUAGUUUGCCGAGAGAAAAAGGUGGUAUUUUGGCCGAGAGAAAUUAAGAUGGAAGAGAGAGUUUCCAAAAUUCUCUUAAGUUUUGCGAGAGAAAAAUAUAUUCUAAUGUCAAGGCAUGAGAAGAGCUGGCCGGAUAUGAGGUGUUUCAAGUGUCCAAAAAUAUUUAUGAUAAUACUCCAUGUGCUCAAGAACUUGUCAUGUGGUUUGUCAAAGAAUAAAAAUUGGAAUGGAGACAAGGCUUGA